CGAACGCCUUUCUAACGGACCCAAUAGCCAUGGCCGACUCCUUCCCCGCUUGCGUGCUGUGCUGCAAUGCUAUCGACAACGCUUCCCGCUUCAACACGGUGGGCGUGUGCAACCACUCUGGCUGCUGCAGUAUCUGCGCGUUGCGUCUUCGUCAGCUUCUAGGCCAGACCUCGUGCGUCAUGUGUAAGACGGAUAUGCCUCGUGUCAUCUGCAUAUCGAAUGAGGACCAAAGCUUCGAGUCGUUCCAGGACUGGGGAGACAAUAUCGGCCCCUCGCACGUAUUUGACGAUACCUCGGGUAUGUUUUUCCUCAAGGAAGACUACACCAAGCGCAUCCGCAAGCUCCGGGACCCUCUCUGUAAGAAAUGUGGCAAGAAAUUCGCCACCGUGAGCGCUCUCCGUACGCACGUACUAGACGCGCACGGCCUGCAGUACUGCAGUAUUUGUCUGGAGAACAAGAAAGUAUUUUUAGAGGAACUGGAGCUGUUCACCAAGGACCAACUGAAAAAACACAACAACAAGGGCAACCCGCACGAGGGAUUUAUGGGUCACCCACGCUGUGAUUUCUGCUUUUCCAGGUUUUAUUCCACCACGGAGCUGUACGACCACUUGAGGAAGAACCACUUUGAGUGCGAUAUUUGUCUGUACCAGCUCAACGUGCAGAACCGGUACUACAAGGACUACAACGACCUCGAGAACCACUUUCGAGCCGACCAUUUCUUGUGUGAGGAGCGUGAAUGUCUGGCCAAAAAGUUUGUCGUGUUCAAGUCGCAUCUGGACCUUCAGGCCCACUUGACUGUGGACCACCCACACAUCAAGACGAGUCGCAAGAUCGACGUGCAUUUUACAGUCCGUCGGGCGUCCCAGGGAGACGAAGAGGACUUCGAAGAUCCGCGAUUGUUCGAGCAGCAAGGCCCAGGUAGCCACACGAUCAAUGUGGCUGAUUUCCCGUCUCUAUCGGGCUCGGAUAGUGCUGCUGCGGGGCCUUCGUUCUCGUUAUGGGAGAACCAGGCGGCCUCUCAUCGUCCUCGAGCCGAGGACUUCCCUGCUCUCGCCGCUUCAGGCUCUUCUAACCGAUCUGGAUCGACGUUCCGAAAUGCACUGGCGCCGCCCCCCUCAGCUGCUCUGCGUGCUCACAUGGACAACAACGGGUGGGAGUAUGAGAGUCCAGACUUGGCUUCAGCUGCUGCCGUCUUGGGCGCCAACAACCCGCUGCUUGGAGUGUUGAAACCUGCUCGUAAGAAUAAUAAAGGCAGGAAGAAAGGUCGGAAGUCCGGCGGCUUGGAAGAGAAGCUCGCGGCUCCGAUUGUAGCUCAAGAAGAAGAAGAAGAGUCGGAGGAAGAAGAAGUGGGGCCUGCACCGUCCAAAACCGCAGUGGUGCUCAAGAUCCGACAAGCUCUGGGCAGUGACGCCAAGUAUGAAGUGUUUCGUGAAGACUGCAAGCGCUUCCGCUUGGGUGAGACCGAAGCCCCGGCCUUCUACUCCAAGAUGCGCGACAUGUUCUCUUCUGCGGACUUCUCACAGCUCUUCCUCCCACUCAUGAGACUUUCUCCGGAUAAGGAACAAGUGGAUACAUUUUUUGCAUACCACAAGCAAGUGACGAAACAAGCCAAGACUCAAGGCUUCCAACAGUCCCAAUCCAAGCGUAACAAGAAGGCAGCUAAGCAGCAGGUUGAACUGGAGCCAAAAGCCUCCACUCCACGUCGAAAGAUCCAACGCCAGCCACCACAACCGUCACAAGCUGGGUGGGGCAACGCGUUGAAGGAGAGCGGCGUUAGGGCUGCUUCUGGACGUAAACCUUCCGCCAUUGUGCACAACACGAACAUGCGUGCAAUGCUGGGACGUGACACGCUGCCUACAACUCAAUGGAGCUCGUCUGGAAGCUGGCAAGCGCCUCCUCCUGCGGCGUCCAGUGCGUCAGCGUACCCUGCUCUGGGUCGUACCCCUACGAGUACCAAGCUCCAGACUGCUCCCAGUGAAGCCUUUGCUAGUCUUAGUGUCUCUUCUACGCCCUCUUCUUCGUCCGGAUACGGAGCUCCUACGUCAGCGUAUGCAUCGAGCCCGACGCCAGUAUUGCGUCAGAUGACACCGCCACCCGCUCCAUCAAGUUUUAAGACAGCUAAGAGCGACUUCCCGGAGCUACCCAAGGCUGGUAAACCUGUCGGGGUGCAGCCAGUAACACGAGCGACUUGGGACGAUCAAGUGCAGUCAAUUGCUCACAACCGCGUUUCUAACGUUUCAAACGGAGGUCGGGGCAAUGGCAAGAAGAAACAGAAGAAGAAAAGCAUGACGCUCCAGGAAAUGGCCAUGCAUUUCGGUUAA
Messenger RNA from Phytophthora infestans T30-4, 2321 nucleotides. RefSeq lists its product as uncharacterized. The coding region runs from base 30 to 2321 and encodes 763 amino acids. The record is from RefSeq and is a predicted model, not a curated record. Gene Ontology annotation, biological process: protein ubiquitination; rescue of stalled cytosolic ribosome. The transcript has a single exon. NCBI's taxonomy places the organism in Eukaryota, Oomycota, Peronosporomycetes, Peronosporales, Peronosporaceae. Gene Ontology annotation, molecular function: ubiquitin protein ligase activity; ribosome binding.